Anneissia japonica is the source of this 594-nucleotide messenger RNA. RefSeq lists its product as uncharacterized. Lineage: Eukaryota; Metazoa; Echinodermata; Crinoidea; Comatulida; Comatulidae. The record is from RefSeq and is a predicted model, not a curated record. The transcript has 4 exons. The annotation marks the transcript as partial.
UGCCUGCAAUGGCUGUGCGGAAAGUGGUAACCGAUUAUGAGUCCCCUGUGUGGCAAGCCGUCCGUCAAAUUUUGCCUGGUGUAACGAUGACCGGCUGCCUCUUCCAUUACACACAGGCUGUGUUCCGAAAGGUUCAAGAAUUUGGAUUACAACGGGCCUACCGAUUUGACGCUGCUACACACAUGAUAAUCAGACAGUUGAUGGCUUUGCCCACGCUCCCAGUAGAGCAUGUUGCUCCUGUCUUUCAGCGUCUUGAGGAUUCCUCGGCAGAUGUCCCUGCGCUGCAGCAAAUUAUGACUUACAUGCGAUCGUUCUGGUUAGAUGGUACUGUUUUCACACCUCGGGAUUGGGUCAUAUACAGACAGACGAUCCGGACUAACAACGAUCUUGAGGGAUGGCAUCACCGCCUUAACAGGAGAGGCAAACGUGCUAAGAUUCCAUUCUACAUGCUCUGCACUUUACUCUACGAGGAAGCCCUCACUGUAUCCAUCAAUGUUGAGCUAAUCUACAGAGAAGACCAGCUCCGUGUUGAAAAGAAUGGAUGCCAAUCAGCCACCGCACGAUUGGUUGCACUUUGGGAUGAAUAUCGUGCCG